GCCACAUUCGAUCCUUCCAGCCACCACAACGCCUUGUCCAUCUCCAUCACUUCUUACAAGGACUCUUCACAAUUACUUCUUCACAUACUUGCGCAUUUCCAUUUGUUCGCCACAACUUUCGAAACAGACUUCCAUUGUGAUAUUAUGAGUCGUAUCCUCACAAAGAGCCGCUUUGCAUAAGGAUUUGGUCUUUUGAGGGCGUAAUAAAAGAGCCAGUGGCACAAUAUGAAUGUCCUUUGGGCCUCGACAACCUCUCUACAUCAUUUCUCUGGCCACUCAGAAUCAACUUCAGAACUUUCUAAUUCACCCCGGUGAACAUGGCGAACGGUAUAGUGCAGGAAUACCAAUCGAGCGCGAGCAAUGCCGAAGCCACGCAGGCCCCGACGUUCAGCUUUGCAUCUAGAAUCCAGCGUGAAAUCGAGGCCAACGGCAUUCAGCGCCCAAAAGGCUACAAAGUGUCAUGGCACUACAACCCAGACGUCGAAAAGUACCACUUUGGUCAAAAUCACCCGAUGAAGCCAUGGCGCCUGACACUGACCAAAUCACUCAUCCUCUCAUACGGCAUGCACACCGCCAUGGACGCCUACGUGCCCCGGGCCGCGACCAAAGAAGAGAUCGCCGAAUUCCAUAAGGACGAAUACGUCGAUUUUCUCAGCGUCGCCACCCCACAAAAUAUCUACGAGAUGUAUCCCGAACUUGCAACGGGACCACAAGGCUACUCAUCCGCUAUCUUCGGCGUGGGCGAGGAUUGUCCCAUCUUCGACGGCCUCUUCGCCUUCUGCUCCACCUACGCCGGCGCAUCCGUCGACGCCGCCCGCAAGCUCUGCAACAAACAGUCCGACAUCGCCAUCAACUGGAGCGGCGGUCUCCAUCACGCGAAAAAGGCCGAAGCCUCAGGCUUUUGCUACGUCAACGACAUUGUCCUCGCGAUCCUGCAGCUCCUCCGGCACCACCCGCGCGUCCUGUACAUCGACAUUGACGUGCACCACGGUGACGGUGUUGAACAAGCGUUCUGGUCCACUGACCGGGUCAUGUGCGUGUCUUUCCAUAAGUAUGAUAGGGAUCAAUUCUUCCCGGGCACCGGACCCCUGGACUCGACGGGCCCGGUCCACCCAGACAAUCCAGGAAAGAACUACACGAUCAACGUGCCUCUGAACGACGGCAUCGACGACGAAGGCUACGCAUAUCUUUUCCAGAACGUCAUCGAGCCGGCCAUCAAAAUCUACAACCCGACCGCGAUCGUCCUGCAGUGCGGAGCCGACAGCCUCGGCCACGACCGUCUGGGAUGUUUUAACCUCAACAUCCGCGGUCACGGCAGCUGCGUCAGCUUUGUCAAAAGCUUCGGUGUUCCAUUGCUUGUUGUCGGCGGCGGAGGCUACACGCCCCGCAACGUCGCGAGGGCGUGGGCCCACGAGACAUCAAUCCUUAUCGGCGCCGACAAGACGCUGGACCCGGCCCUGCCAGAGUUCAUGCCGCACCGCGAAGCCUUUCGGCGUGAGGGCUUCACAUUGUUUCCUAAUCUGAGCGGUUGGCGGAGGGAAAAUGGCAAUACCAAAGCCCACAUUGACGGUAUCAUUCGCCAUGUCCGCGAGCAGCUGAACUACAUCCAGAGCGCGCCCUCGGUCCAGAUGCAACACAUCCCGCCCGACAUUCAAGGAUGGCGAGAAGAAGUUGAGGAGGAACUGAAAGCCAAACGCAUAGAAAGAGACGAGGUCAAGGAGGAGAAGGAUGGCGCCGGUGGAUUGAUGGCCAAGGCCAGCCGGAGGAGAGAGUUGGAGCGGAAUGGACCCUCGAGCGGAAAUACGUUUCUUGCUUGAAGGUUUUUGUAUUCAUUGUGCGUUGGGUGCUUUCCCCACCUAACAUGAUGCAUUGAUGACUUGCUCUUGAAUAGCGCCUCAAAAUGAUCAGCUCAUUGCUGCCCAGAUGUGUCAUAGGAGUGCGUCCUUGACAUCUAACGUCCAGAUCCUUCUUCCUUCUGCACCUCGCCGAUAUUAUGGUACCACUCAUCGAAGUACGGGCAGGUGACGACAUUGACGGGCCCCCCAUCGCCACAUAUGUCGAAGACGGGACAGCGCAUGCAUGGCACGCUCGAUCCACCAUUGCCGAUAUCCUCCAGUUCUUGCUGUCUGUAAGCGGCC
This is a messenger RNA of Exophiala viscosa, 2138 nucleotides long. Its product is annotated as histone deacetylase HOS2. The transcript has a single exon. Gene Ontology annotation, molecular function: histone deacetylase activity. Bases 318 to 1817 code for a protein of 499 amino acids. Lineage: Eukaryota; Fungi; Ascomycota; Eurotiomycetes; Chaetothyriales; Herpotrichiellaceae. Gene Ontology annotation, cellular component: Rpd3L-Expanded complex; nucleus. The record is from RefSeq and is a predicted model, not a curated record.